Molecule: messenger RNA, 1356 nt
Organism: Striga hermonthica
Lineage: Eukaryota; Viridiplantae; Streptophyta; Magnoliopsida; Lamiales; Orobanchaceae
Source: the annotation of a GenBank genome assembly
AUGUUCCUGUGGUUCUUGAUAUCGUCUGCGCUGUUCAUAUUAUCAUGGUUUGUGGUGCUGAGAUCAACCGGCUUGUCGCGUUCCGUUGAUUUUGCUAUAUUGCCGAAUUCCAAGCUCCAUGAAAUUCUAGCGAAUGACAAUACCGAUAAAACCCGGAGUAUAGGUGGGGACUCGAAUGCGAAUUCAAGAAAAUGUUAUUCGAAUGAUGUGCCGAUGCCCAUUCUCAAGGUUUACAUGUAUGAUUUGCCUUCGGAAUUUCAUUUCGAUCAGUUGGGCUGGAAAAAUUCCGGCAAGGGUGUUUGGCCCGAUAUUCGUGUAGAGGUUCCUGAAUAUCCAGGUGGGCUGAACUUGCAGCAUAGCAUUGAGUACUGGUUGACUUUAGAUCUCCUGAGCUCGGAAUUCGCUGAUAACAUGAAAGGGCGUAGUGCAGUACGAGUAAAGAAUGCUAUUGAAGCCGAUGUUAUUUUUGUUCCCUUUUUUUCUUCCAUAAGCUAUAAUCGGGGCUCGAAGGUGAAGCCCGGCCAGAUGAGGAGUACUAAUGUUGUAUUACAAGAGAAAUUGGUCAAAUAUUUGAUUGCCCAAGAGGAAUGGAAGAAGACUGGCGGAAAAAAUCAUGUGAUUGUUGCUCAUCAUCCAAAUAGUCUUCUGGAUGCAAGAAUGAAGCUAUGGCCUGCGAUGUUCAUUCUAUCGGAUUUUGGGAGGUAUCCUCCAAACAUAGCAAAUGUCGAGAAAGACGUUAUUGCCCCUUACAGGCAUGUUAUUAGGAGCUACGUGAACGACUCGUCUGAUUUUGAUAGCCGGCCAACCUUACUCUAUUUCCAGGGAGCUAUAUAUAGAAAAGAUGGCGGAAUAAUCCGGCAAGAGCUAUACUACAUGCUACGAAACGAGUCGGACGUGCAUUUCUCGUUCGGCACCUUUCAGAAAGACGGGGUCCACCGGGCCUCCAAAGGCAUGCGGUCUUCCAAAUUCUGCCUCAACAUAGCUGGGGACACCCCUUCCUCUAACCGACUUUUCGAUGCCAUUGCCAGUCACUGUGUGCCAGUCAUCAUAAGCGACGAAAUCGAGCUUCCCUAUGAAGACGUGCUCGACUACUCACAAUUCUGCGUGUUUGUCCGCACUUCGGACGCCCUAAAAAAAGAUUUCCUGCUCAACCUAAUAAGGAGUGUAGGGAGAGAAGAGUGGGCAAGAAUGUGGAGUCGGCUGAAAGAGAUUGAACAAUUUUACGAGUUUCAGUACCCUUCACGAGAAAAUGACGCGGUUCAGAUGAUCUGGCAGGCGGUUUAUAGGAAGGUUUUUGCAGUCAGGAGAGAAAUUCAUAGAGCUCGGCGGUUUUCACGGACGGAUUUGGUGGCAUGA